Penicillium brevicompactum is the source of this 690-nucleotide messenger RNA. RefSeq lists its product as uncharacterized. Bases 1 to 690 code for a protein of 229 amino acids. NCBI's taxonomy places the organism in Eukaryota, Fungi, Ascomycota, Eurotiomycetes, Eurotiales, Aspergillaceae. The transcript is spliced from 2 exons. The record is from RefSeq and is a predicted model, not a curated record.
AUGAGCUACUCCGAACGUGCAGAUGGCGUGGCAGAUGAAUUACUUGCCAGCCGAGAGCAAGAGCGUGGCCGAAAGAGAGACCUUGAGGAUACGACAGACCGCCGUGGCACAUCCCCAAAGCGUGCUCGGUCAAUCUCAUCGCACUCAAUGAGUUCAGUCUCAACGAUAUCUACGAAUCGGUCUUAUUCUGCGUCUCCCCGCCGCAGUAGAAAUGACGCACAUGAUAGUCGUCGACAUGGUUCCAAAUCGCCAGAACCUACAAAAUCCCGCAAGAGACGCUACAGUGAUUCAUCUGACAGCCGCUCCAGCUCUGUACACUCAGGACCCACACAACGGUCACCCCCAAGAGAGCGCGACGAUGACCGAAACACCCGGCGCCGACGCCGAGAGUCUAGCCCCGACCAGCGAGGCCGCAACCGUGGGGAAGGAAGACGUAGCGAGCAUCGCCACCCUCGCAGUAGGAGCGCUGACAAGGACCGAGUCCCACAAGAUAGGCGUUCCAUGACCCCGGAUGCACCCCGUGACCGUGAUCGCCAGUACCGGGAUAGAGCUAGCCCAUCAUGCCAGCCUCCCCCAGGGCGCUCAGGACAAAGCUCCAAACCCCGAGCUAACCAGCCUCCACGGGAACGAAGUUUGAGUCCGUUCAGCAAACGUCUUGCCCUAACCCAAGCUAUGAAUAUCGGACGGUAA